UUUUCUUCUCCCGAAACGAAGUGAUUCCUCUCGGUGGCACAGGAUCUUUGUGCGGCAGCAGCGCCCAUGCCUGCUGUGCUCUGUGACUGCGGGAGGAUGGACGGUGUGUCGCCGGGACACUGCCUCUCAUGUCUCACCAGUCUGGUGGCCACACCGGCUUCAACACAGCCAAACUGCCACACGGACUCGGAGGAGGACACAGUCAAUGGAGGGAUGCACACCUUCAACCAGAUGCACACGAGGAAAGCUUUCCAGCUGAUGAACGACCUGAGGAGUAAAAAGAUGCUGUGUGAUGUCCAGCUGAUUGCAGGGAGCGUUGAAGUGCCUGCUCACCGGGUGGUCCUGGCAGCCUGUAGCCCCUACUUUUGUGCCAUGUUCACAGGUGACAUGAGUGAGAGCAAGGCACAUCAGGUGGAGAUCAGAGAGGUGGAAGGUCAGACCCUGAGAAAACUAGUUGAUUACAUCUACACGGCUGAGAUUGAGGUGACAGAGGACAACGUCCAGGUGCUGCUGCCAGCAGCGAGCCUCCUCCAGCUGAUGGAUGUUCGUCAGGUUUGCUGUGAGUUCCUGCAGUCGCAGCUUCACCCCACCAACUGUCUGGGUAUCAGAGCCUUUGCCGACCUUCACACGUGCACACAGCUUCUUGGCCAGGCCCACGCAUACGCUGAGCAGCAUUUCACAGAGGUGGUGCAGGGUGAAGAGUUUCUAGGCCUUUCUCUGCAGCAAGUGUGCAGCCUCAUCUCCAGUGACAAACUCACCGUCUCCACAGAGGAAAAGGUAUUUGAGGCUAUGAUUUCUUGGAUCAAGUCUGAUAAGCCGGCUCGUCUGGAACACAUGCCCAAACUAAUGGAGCACGUCAGACUUCCACUGCUGUCCAGGGAUUACCUGGUGCAGAUCGUGGAGGAAGAGGCUUUGAUAAAGAACAACAACACGUGUAAAGAUUUUCUCAUAGAAGCGAUGAAGUAUCACCUGCUGCCGGCCGACCAGCGGCACCUCAUCAAGACAGACAGAACCCGACCGAGGACGCCCAUCAGCAUCCCCAAGGUGAUGAUUGUAGUCGGCGGUCAGGCUCCUAAAGCGAUUCGCAGUGUGGAGUGUUACGACUUCCAGGAAGACCGUUGGUACCAAGUAGCUGACCUCCCAUCGAGACGCUGCCGGGCAGGCAUCGUGUCCAUGGCGGGCCGUGUGUAUGCAGUCGGGGGCUUCAACAGUUCACUGCGGGAGCGGACGGUGGACGUGUACGACGGCGUGAGAGACCAGUGGAGUGCAGUGGCCAACAUGCAGGAGAGACGCAGCACACUGGGAGCCGCCGUGCUGGCGGAUCUACUGUACGCUGUGGGGGGCUUCAACGGAAGUAUAGGUUUGUCGACGGUGGAAGUCUACAAUUAUAAAAUCAACGAGUGGAUCUACGUGGCCUCCAUGAACACUCGACGCAGCAGUGUGGGUGUGGGGGUGGUUGAUGGUAAGUUGUAUGCAGUAGGAGGCUAUGAUGGAGCGUCUCGUCAGUGUCUCAGUACAGUGGAAGAAUACGACCCCGUCUCUGAUCAGUGGUGCUAUGUAGCUGAUAUGAGCACGCGACGUAGUGGAGCAGGUGUGGGUGUGCUGGGCGGUCAGCUGUUUGCGGCAGGAGGACACGACGGACCUCUAGUGAGGAAGAGCGUCGAGGUGUACGACCCACAUACCAACGCCUGGAGACUCGUCUGUGACAUGAACAUGUGUCGACGGAACGCAGGCGUCUGUGCGAUCAACGGACUGCUGUACGUGAUCGGCGGAGACGACGGGUCCUGUAACCUCUCGUCCGUGGAGUUUUACAACCCGGCCACAGACAAGUGGAGCCUCAUUCCCACCAACAUGAGCAACGGACGGAGCUACGCAGGGGUUGCUGUGAUUGACAAGCCACUAUGACGGCAGCUGUCCCAGAGCAUCAGCUAUGCAAUCGGCAGCCGGUGACUCACAGUGACAUCUGGAGCUCGUGAGGAAAAACCGAGAAGUUCCACCUGCGAUUAACUCUGUCCAAAACGGACGGGUCGCUCUCGAUCCUUUAGGUGACUCUAUUGCGGGUGGAUCUUGUCCAGUGGAAGAAGAUGGGGGGGGGGGGGUUUGGUGCUAAAACAAAACCAGAUUUUUUAACUGCUUCAAACUUCCAUCAUCUCCACCGCUGCACUCGAUAUGAAGCAAUAGAGACAAAAGAGAGUGAGAAGAGCAGUGUCACAGUGAGAAGUUCCUCAGAUGCCAAGCACAUGACAAGCAACUGUAUCAGCUGAUGUUGGAGAGACUUGUUGUCAGGAAGCAGCUGAACUUGACAAACGGAGCAAAGCGCCUUAGAUGCUCCGUGGUGUGAAGGUGACGUUUCCUGUGACGGGAGCUGAACUCAACAAACACCAGCUGACGGAGACUCACACGUCGCCGGGCAGACUCUGCUUACAGAGUUCAUGGUGUUGCUGCAAUAAUCAGCACAUGAGUGGCUGUUGAAGGAGCAUCUAGGAAACCUGGGCGCGUCAUUGGCUAUUUAAAAAAGAAAAGAAAAAAAAGACACUUGCCACAGUUCCUACAAUGUAAACGAGCGUAAAGCUCUGUUUGCUCAGCUUGAUUUAGAGAAGCUUGAUUCCUGUGCCGACCGUCAUCGGCACUUUCCUGCUGUUGGAACUAAAUGUAAAACCGCCGCAGUUCUCAACUCAAAGACCCCGAGGAGCUGCGAGGUGAUUCAAAGAAUGUUUGGAGCGUCUUAUAUGCAAAUUGUCAUAUUUAGUAUUUUUGGAUUGUUUUCAAAGAGGUUGAAAACAGACCCAGGCGGGCCGAUCUGACGAAUCAGCAGGACUUGAUUCUUUUAGUCAACACACUACUGAUGCACUUAACACUUGCACUGACUGAUGUGGACCGGCGGACGUCUGCCUGUCUCUCUGACCUGCUGUCAGAUUCCCUCCGUACUCACGGGGAACGUUUAAACUCGACACGUAUUAAAGGCCGAUCAUUUCAUCAGACAUUACAAAAACAAAAUGGUGCCAGUUACAACCAUCAGAAUAGUUCCAGAGAUGUUUUUAUCACUUAGCAAUGUGCAAUGGUUCAUUAUUUUUCUGUUCAUUGUUUGAGGAGUGUGUCCGAAUGCACUGUAGAAAAAUCCAGCUGUAAAAAAAAAUAAUUCUAAUGUAAAAGAUCACAGGUUUAAGAUUUUCUAUUUAUUGUUUUUUGGUCCAGUUGAUAACACAGAGCGUUUAUCGAGGUUUGCAUUUCAUUUUCUCAUCCUACUAACGUCACGUUCAUUCAGACGACGGUGGGCGUGUUUCAGACGUGACUGACCGGUGCCAUCGCUUCGAUUCUGUGAAGAGAAGAGAUUCAGAGAAGCUGUUUUUUUCUUUUUCAGCCAACUUUUCAUUUCUGUCAACAAUCUUCUAAAAAUCACAGAGUAAAACUGGAAACAAACCCGCUGCCAUUUCAAACCCCCCCAUAACAAAGACGUAUAUAAAAUACUUGAAAAGA
This is a messenger RNA of Scophthalmus maximus (turbot), 3477 nucleotides long. It is a transcript of the gene klhl3, whose product is annotated as kelch-like family member 3. Bases 67 to 1905 code for a protein of 612 amino acids. NCBI's taxonomy places the organism in Eukaryota, Metazoa, Chordata, Actinopteri, Pleuronectiformes, Scophthalmidae. The record is from RefSeq and is a predicted model, not a curated record. The transcript has 15 exons. Gene Ontology annotation, molecular function: protein binding.